CGGCGUCUGGAGCUGCCUGCCUGCUCACCGAGUCCUGCGCGUCCCGGCGUCUCCAAAGCAAGACCCCCGGAAAAAAAAAACAAAACAAAAAAAAAAAAAACAAUAAAAUCCCAGGGAAAGACAGAGGACGACAGCGGCUCACAUGGGAGAUCCACGCAGCGUUUUCUCAACCCCCGCACGCCGCGCCAUGGCUCAUAUAUGAGGAGGACACUUUGGAAAGUGGAGGUAAACAAGCGGUGAGAAGCGCACGAGAGCCCGCAGCGGCCCCUCACAUCUCCGCCACAGCGCAGCGGGGAGAGGAUGACAGUGUUUCCCACGCAGGAGACCAGAAUCUAACAUCCACCUUCCGGACGCGGAGCGGCUCAGUGCGGCUUUUUAAAAAAGUUGCCUGGAGAACAUGGACAUCUGACGUGCGCCUCUCAGCGUCAUUGGACACGUUUGAACCCCCCCCCCCCUUUUUUUUCUUUGCUACCCAUCAAGUCCUGGUCGGACUAAUCUCCUGCGCUUUCGGUUUGGAAGUAACAAUAAGUGUUGGGCUUUGUCACUUGCCCUGACACUCAGGCUACACCCAGAGGAUCAGUGCGUGCACGAGGAGGAGGAGGAGGGGUGGUGGUGUGUGUUGGGGGGAGAAGACACUGUAACGCCACAGAAGACUCCCUGCCUGUUGUUCUGCGCAUUUGUGGUGCUGAUCUCACUGUUUGUGCGCCGGGGAGGGGGUGGGGGGGAAGAACGAUUCUGUCACGGAUUUCUCCGAGCUGCCAUCCUGCAACAAACUCAACCUUAUGAUUCAUCUGGACCACUCUGCCCCGCGCGAGAGAGACAAAAAACACAGCGACGCCUUGUUGUCUCUCUGUCACUUCCCAUUGCUGUCACUCUGAACAAGUGUCACCUUAACUGUCCCGUUGAAUGAACACGGUYGCCUCUUCCCUCCACCUUUCUGUUACAUUUGCUCCACGUUCAUAAAGCUGCCACAGAAACGCGCGGCCACAUGUGACUGAGACUCGUCACCUGUCCGGCUCGAAGCGCCCGUUGACUAAAACCCGACUGACCCGACUGAUAAGGAGGAAUACGAAGUUUUGCCGUAGUGAUGCUGCAUGUGGAAAUGGUCCUCUUCAUCUGCCUGGUGCUGUUGAUGUGCGUAUUCAGCCAGGAGCCCGGAUCCAAAGUGGUGGCCGACCGCUACGCCGUCUUCUGGAACCGCACCAACGCCAAGUUCCAUCGUGGGGACUACCAUAUUGACGUGUGCAUAAAUGACUACCUGGAUGUCUACUGCCCUCAUUAUGAAGACUCUGUGCCUGAAGAGCGGACAGAGCGCUACGUCCUCUACAUGGUCAACUACGAUGGCUACAGCACGUGUGACCACACCGCCAAGGGCUUUAAGCGCUGGGAGUGCAACAGACCCCACUCCCCAAAUGGACCGCUGAAGUUUUCCGAGAAGUUUCAGCUCUUCACGCCGUUCUCCUUGGGCUUUGAAUUCAGACCAGGCAGAGAGUACUACUACAUCUCCUCCACCAUCGCUGAGAACGGGAGGAAAACAUGCCUGAAGCUAAAAGUUUUCGUCCGACCAUCAAACGGCUGUGUGAAAACUAUAGGCGUUCAUGACCGUGUUUUUGAUGUAGACAACAAAGUAGACAAUUCAGAAGAAUUACGAGAUGGAAUUAGCCAUGAAACAGCUGCCCCUUCUCGGAGUGAAACAAAUGCUGCACCAGACCUGCAGAAGACGAAUCCUCUGCUUGCUUUGUUGCUGCUUACCCUAGCAGCACUAUUCACUUUAUAGCGCCUCCCUCUGUGCCGGAGGUCAUUUACACCUAGCGUGGCCUGAAUCUACCCUAAAGGCUGCAGGGUAGGGGGAGGGUGGGGCGGGGAUUUGGGUGAAUCACAUUUGCUUGAUWGGGCAUAAAGUAGGCUUCUCAAGAAACCCUCUAUUUUUUUUCUGAAAAAAUAAGUGGUCUUUCUCCUUCUGUGAGUGAAAAAAAAGUUGAUGUUACAAACRGGCGAGAGUGUUUCCCUCUCUUCAAUGUUCGACUAAGAUGCCAAAUCCCGUCUUUUUUGAAUUUUUCUUUUACACUUAGUGAUUUUUAAUUUCUGUUGUGACAUCAUUUCGCAUCAUAUUUAUGUCAUUGCUGCACUGAUGUUCAUGUUCAGAAACUUAUAGUGUUACAACAGCGUUACAACAUUACAGACUCAAACAAAAGUAGCAGUAGAGUUUUUACAAAGUCRUACCAGUGUAUAUUGGGAAGGUGAAGACUCUAGGUCUUAUACAUGACUGUACAUACAGCAUUCACAAACAUAAUGUUGUUUUGUGGCGUCACCAUUCAAGUGAUGCAGGGGUUAGAUUUUUGCGCUUCUAAGUUAUUUAAAAAUUUAGUUGAAAACUGUAAAAAAAAUAUAGAACAUAGGAGCAAUGGUUUUUCAGUGAGACAGCACUGAGCAACAUGUAGAGUGUGUCGCACAUUGUAGYCCACUGAUUUUCAGACUCUUGGUGCAAAAGAAAGCAGCCAGUUUCUCCUAAAUAUAAAGGAGUGGAAUGUCAUGUAAAAGCGAAGGCCUUCAGUGAGCUAARGCAAAACCCAUGGAAUCAGUAGGUGACUUGUUUGUGAGGAACAUGUCGGUUUGCCCAACAAAAACAUCCCUCAAARCAUUUGGUUUACUCCCACUCACGAAACUGAGUCGAAACUUUCUCACCAGACACUUUGACUGCUGUUAAGAUCGAGAAUCAAUAUCUUUUUGAAAGUUGAUAACCCAAUUUCACGGCAGCAGUCACAGGCAUUUAUGCAAUGUUUACUGAGCUGGGCAGCAAUUGUUUUCUCUGUUCCAGCCGAGCAUUAGUCAAUAUUAACACUCCCAUAAACAUUUGCAUCCACAGCUAUUUAUUUCCCUGGCUAUUGAUUCUUAAAACGAGCGCUUAAAAAUGUUUCACAGCUAAAACUGGACUUGUUCUUUUCCUUUUUUUUUCCUAAACGAUCAAGCUGUGCCAGUGGUAUCAUCAAACAUUGCCUUUAACUAUGCAGACAAUAAAAGACUUAGUUUUUAAAUUCAAUUUAAUGAAAACAGUGACACUGAUCAGGGGAGAGUGCUUGAAAGGAUAGUCAAUUUCACAGUGCCAUGCCUUUUUUUUUAUCACAUGCCCUUUACCAUAAUCGCAGCUUAGAAAUGUGAUAAAUGCUUGUUAGAUGCACAACACUUUCAGAUUGUUGUGACAGGUCUUAUACAUGGUUGCAAUUAGUCAAAAAUCACACUGUGUAAACAUGAAAACUAUUAAAUUCAAGGCAGCUUUGUUCGUGGGGUUCAGGUUUCUGUUCACACUUUAAUGCAAAGUAACGAUGCGCAGCGGCGAUAUUUAGCUUCUUCCAAUUCCCAUUAAUGCACACACCGAGUUUGCAUAAUAGAUGGACUGUUUCCAGUAUCAUCAAAUAGCAAACCUAACACGGCUGAAGUUAACUUCAUUCGGAGCCGCGGGUGUGGGAGGCAGGUCAWCAAAUGGCUUAGGAAGAUAGACAGAAUGAGAGAAGUGGAGCAAGAAAAGGAACACAGGAGCAAUUGCACACCCACCUUAUGCUCCUAAUGUUACUGCUUUAAGUSACUCUUUAAUGAGGUUCAAAAUGACAGGCAUGUGGACCCCAUGUUGAAGCAGGGGGGGGGAGUUAUUUCUGGAAUUAAAAAUAGAUGGUGGAAGGCUUCAUAUGAAGGGGACGUCUCAGGAGACUGGGUGUAGAUUUUCACUGUGGUGGGGGGGUUCGAAAGCACCAAUGACGUUACGGAAUCGGUGAGUGAAGGAGACAGAAAGACACAAAUUUAAGCAUAAACGUUAGCUGAAGGUAGUGCGAUUAGUGCCUAACAAAACAACUCAAGACAAAACAAGUGGAAAUCCAUGCAACACAACAGGAUAAAACAUGCCAUCUAGUACCAUUCAGUCUCAAAGGCAUGCUCCAUUCUGUUUUUUUAUUUUUUUUUUUUCAUUUUUGUAGCCAUCUUUGUUUUCUAUUUGUUGUGUAAUUUUUAUUUUAUAAAAAUAGCCUUUGCCUUUGGUCAAUUUUUUGUACUACGGCAACAUUGCUAUUACAGCAGAAUAGCAGAUCGACUAUGAGAGGUAAUAGAAGACGAGACCAUUUAAUGAGGUACUAAUUUUUAGAGUCUCAACAUGGGGAACGAGCGCUGCAUACGACUCAAGAUGAACGCCCAUCAGCAAAUUAGCACUAGACUUUUCAACAGAAACCAGCUUCAGCUACACUUUCUUACAAUAAUCAAUGCUAUUUGUUAUUAUUGCUGUCAUUGUAAUGAUUUAUACUGCACACACCUUAACCUGGGAAAAUAAGGAUCAACACAAAUACUGGAUACUGUGUAUCCUGAGGUAGUCAACCAUAAAACGUAGUGUUAGGUUAGUAUCUGUUUUGUACCUUUCUGGAGGACAAAAAAAAAAAAAAGCAAACAAAAAAAAACAAUAAUUCAUUGUUAAACCCUAUAAUUAUUAUUAUUGUUAUGAUGAUAAUGAUUAUGACUAUUAUUAUUAUGAUUAUUAAUAUUAUUAGGAAUACUUCUUGAUGUAAAUAGUGUUUGAUAUUAAAGUAUUAAUUUGGUUCUUAUGUCUUUUCUAAAAAAAAUGAAUAUCGUAUUAUCUCUGGGUUUUGCGGAGUGUGUACUGUUCUAAAACAACGCAUUGUGUGCUUUAAUCCUCAAUGCCUAAAGAGACUGAGUUGACACAAAAGGGGAAAUCUGCUGGAGCUGUACACGUUGGUGUACAGAAAGCUGGACAGUAGCCAACAAGAGGCUCACCUUUUACAUGUUUCAAAACAGUCAGCAACCUUCACCAUCUCUUCAUACGAGGACCCUGCCUUGGAAAGAAACACUUGGGACUUAAUUGAUGACCUAUUUGUAUUUUUUUCUUUUCUUUUUUGCCUUUCUGGGGUUGGAGAGCAUGUUAUUCAGCUCAAAGAUCAUCUUUGAGAGGACCGUUGGCGUUUUAAUCAAAGGGUCUCACCAGAUUCAUUAUGUGGCAUGCGCAUGAACUUAACAUGUAUAAAAAAAAUCAAAAAGAAAAAAAAAUCCAAAAUUUUUAUUAAUUUCUUUCCUGUUUUACUUCCAAGAUAUUAGAUUUAUUGAUCACUGUCAUGUUGUGUGUUUUCCUUUUUUUUUCUUUAUUUAAAUUCUUUUUGCAUCCCCAUUUGAGUGAAGUCAAACUGUGUUUCCUACACACGACAAAUGUACAUAACACAAGCCAUUGUUGUGAUGUUCUAGUACGUUCAGUCAUUUUAUAGUUCAAAAGCAACUUCUUUAUUUUUCUAAAAUCUCUGUACCCAUCUACGGUAUUCGCCCCAUGUCUCCUCAGCCUAUUCACUCUCUUUUUAGCGCUCCAGAGAGGAGGAGUUUGAGUGGAUACAUCAAUGUGGACUUUUUUCAGUGUGGAUAAAAAAUGUGUGAGCCCUAUAGGUUUGAGUGUGUAUGUGUGUGUGUGUGUGUGUGUGUCAUUUGCUGUUGCUGUAGUAAAUGGGAAGCAGCAACCCUCUUUGGCAGCAAAGAGUGUUUCCCAUGCCUUAGCCCUUCAGCCUCUGCCCUGGCAGCCCCGUCCGUGUUCGAGACGCUUUCUGCCAUUGUGCUUUUACAUGGAGCAGCUGCUGGCGUCCAAGCGACUACAACAGGGCUCUUCUCUUUCUCUCCCUUUUUCUAACAACCCUGAAUCACUUUUUUCUUACGGUAGACAGUGGUCCUAGGCACAGUUCAAGGAUUAGCGCACCCCCCCAUCAAAUCCUGAACUGGUUUGUUAGCUGGGGGAAAAGCCUAUCAUCGAUCCUGGUUCUGUCCACAUGGGCAAAGCUUCUUUACUCUCCUGUUGCUGAUGAAACACUUGUUCAUUUCCCGUCUUGCCUCAUCCUCCCCCCUGUGCUUGUACAACCCCCACUUGUCCUUCCUCCUUCACCUUUGAACCCCACUCCUACUUUUCCAUCAGUGGGGAAUGUUUCCAACCUGCUCUUUUACAGUAUAUAAACAAGAACAUUUGAGAGGAAAAUGAUCUGUAUUUGUAUAUACACGUGUCUGAGCAACUAUGAGUACUACAAUAAAACAGAAAUACAUUGCUUUGAU
Austrofundulus limnaeus is the source of this 6078-nucleotide messenger RNA. It is a transcript of the gene efna5b, whose product is annotated as ephrin-A5b. The transcript is spliced from 5 exons. Gene Ontology annotation, molecular function: ephrin receptor binding. NCBI's taxonomy places the organism in Eukaryota, Metazoa, Chordata, Actinopteri, Cyprinodontiformes, Rivulidae. The coding region runs from base 1088 to 1777 and encodes 229 amino acids. Gene Ontology annotation, cellular component: plasma membrane; external side of plasma membrane. The record is from RefSeq and is a predicted model, not a curated record. Gene Ontology annotation, biological process: ephrin receptor signaling pathway; regulation of cell-cell adhesion; axon guidance.